Loxodonta africana (African savanna elephant) is the source of this 1889-nucleotide messenger RNA. Its product is annotated as olfactory receptor 1J4-like. Gene Ontology annotation, cellular component: plasma membrane. Lineage: Eukaryota; Metazoa; Chordata; Mammalia; Proboscidea; Elephantidae. The transcript has a single exon. Bases 655 to 1590 code for a protein of 311 amino acids. Gene Ontology annotation, molecular function: G protein-coupled receptor activity; olfactory receptor activity. The record is from RefSeq and is a predicted model, not a curated record. Gene Ontology annotation, biological process: G protein-coupled receptor signaling pathway.
GUGUUCCACAUUAUGAUGAAAGAUAGUUUGUGAACUAUUCUGGUUUGGGAGCUGGUGACAAGGGGUUUUAAAUUACCACCCAUUUCUAGAGUCAAUAAGUUUACAGUUCUUGGUCAGCGGGACCCAGUCUUCAUUCACAGGAAGAGUGUGAGGAUGUUUCAACAACUCUGCCUCAGCCCUGGGAGUUUAUAAGACCAAAAUAACUGAUACUGUUUGCUGAGGCCCAUCUCAUAUUUCUGCCAUAGUGAAUUGUGGUUUGGCUCUGCUUUGAUGUGGUAAAUUAUUUCACUAUGUCUGUCAAGAUAUAAACCCAUAGAGGGCACAGAUGUCUUACUUUUCUUGUCCAUGGCUGCAUUCUCCAUCCUUAGCAGAGGUCCAGGUUCAAUGUUCAGUAAAUAAUGGUUGAAUAACACAGUGAAUGCUCACUUGUUUCUACUCAAUGAGAGCUUGUGGGAUGUUGUUGGGUGUGAUGUUUUCUUGGGUUCAGACUGGCAUAGUGAAUACAUCCACAGGUGUGAUAAAUCAAUAACAGUGUCAUUUAAAAUUCACCAUUUUCCCAAAGAAUUACAGUAUGUAAUGUGAUGGUCCUAAUCAGCCUUUCUAGGUUCCUGAGAUUCCCAAUCCCUCUUUAUCCCCAGGGUCUAGAAGAACAGUAUGAGGUCUAAGAACCAAAGCAAUGUGUCUGAAUUCCUCCUCCUGGGGCUCCCCAUCCCACUUGAGCAGCAGGCCAUGUUCUUUGCCUUGUUCCUGGGCAUGUACCUCACCACGGUUUUCGGGAACCUGCUCGUCAUCCUGCUCAUCAGACUGGACUCUCGUCUCCACACCCCCAUGUACUUCUUCCUCAGCCACUUGUCCCUCAGUGACAUCUCCCUUUCGUCUAUAACUGUCCCAAAGAUGCUGAUGAACUUGAAAACUCACCAUCGAUCAAUCCCCUACGUCGAGUGUGUGUCACAGGCCUAUUGCUUCAUACUUUUUGGUUGCACUGAUAACUUACUUCUUGCAGUGAUGGCAUAUGACAGGUAUGUAGCUAUCUGUCAUCCUCUGCACUACACCACCGUAAUGAAAGGUGAGCUUUGUAUCUUCUUAGUGUCUGGGUGCUGGUUAUUAUCUUGUGUCCAUGGCCUGUUACACACCCUUCUCCUGUCCCGCUUGUCCUUCUGCACAGAGACUAUCAUCUCCCACUUCUUUUGUGAUCUUGUUGCUGUGCUCAAGUCCUCCUGCUCAGAUACCUCUCUCAAUGAGCUGGUUAUCUUUAUUGAGGGAGGAUUGUUCUUCAUUGUGCCAUUGAGUGGUAUCUUGGGUUCUUAUAUCCACACGGCAGUCAUCAUCAUGAGGGUCCUCUCCGUCAAGAGAAUCUCCAAAGCCUUGUCUACCUGUGGUUCCCACCUCUUUGUGGUGUCUUUAUACUAUGGGACAGUUGCAAGUGUUUACUUUUUCUCUUCAUCAGACGAGUCCAAAGAUAAGGACAUAAUUGCUUCUGUGAUAUAUAUGGUGGUCAUCCCCAUGCUGAACCCCUUCAUAUACAGCCUGAGGAAUAAAGAUAUAAAAUGUGCUUUUGAUGGCUUUGUCAGGGCCAAGGAGCUCUCUUGAUGUCAUUAAUUCAAUUCUGUCACGGGCACUCAUAGGUACCAUCAUAUAUGUCUCCUUAAUAAUUGUGACUUAGACAACUACUAUCUCGAGCACCAUUCUACCAGUUUCACUUUAUCUUUCCUUCAUUUUGUUCACCUGAGUUUUAUUCCCCUCUCUCUUUUCUCUCUCUGCAUUUUGUGAGUUAAUGCUUCUGCAGUGAAGCUCCAACCCCUCCCAUACCCAGUGGUGUUCACUAUAAGUCUGUGCAUCUUUGAUACACACCCCCCGGGGCUUUGAGCAAUUUUAUUUUUCUCCAUUUU